Messenger RNA from Eimeria mitis, 1725 nucleotides. RefSeq names its product isoprenylcysteine carboxylmethyltransferase, putative. Bases 1 to 1725 code for a protein of 574 amino acids. The record is from RefSeq and is a predicted model, not a curated record. The transcript has 3 exons. Lineage: Eukaryota; Apicomplexa; Conoidasida; Eucoccidiorida; Eimeriidae.
AUGCACACCUCGGAGCGUUCAAAUCAGAAGCCGCGGAUGCACCAUGCGCCUUGCACCUCCAAACCCGUGCCUGAGCAAAGCCACGGCAAAUCCUACGUACGCACUGCAGCAGCAGCAGCAGCUGCAGCAGCAGCAGCUGCUGUCGGCUCAGCAUUGCAGCAAAAGCUGCGACUGCUAGCUUUCCCUCCUGUAUUUGAGUCGCUUCUUUGGGCGCGGAUCGUUACCGCCCUUUCUUCUGCUGCACUGCAGCUGCCGCCGAUUCAGCAGCAGCAGCAGCUAGCACAGCUGCAAGAGCUGGGGCAUCGGAGCCCUCCCCCUCCGCCCCCUGUGCUGCUCUGUAGCAUCGAGGAUUCUCAUCAGCAGCUGCAGCAGCAGGAAGCAGCAGAAGCUGCUGCCUCUUGCCCUUUUCUGGUUGCGCAGUUGUCAAGGGCAGCAGCAGCAGCAACGACAGCAGCAGCAGCAGCAACGACAGCAGCAGCAGCAGCAACGACAGCAGCAGCAGCAAAAACAACAGCAUCUGCAACAAACGAUACAACAACUUCCCGUGGAGAUGCCGGCGAUCCCCCAGGAGCUUCAGCCCUCUGGUAUCGUCACAGCAGCGUCCGCAGCGCCACCAGCAGCAACGACUGCAGCAGCAACAGCAGCAGCUGCAGCAGCAGCAGGAGCAACAGCAGGGGCUGUAUCAAGAAUAGCAGCAGUGAAAAAUGUAGCGGACGCACACGGGAGCAGCUUCGCAUGCAUAUGAUUCGGUUGGGGGCAUUUGCUGCUGGGGCUGUGGUUGGUUUGCUGCUGCUGCUGUUGGAGCGGCAGCAGCAGGAGCAGCUGCAGCAAGAGCAGCAUUUCCUGCAGCAGCAAGAGCUUCUGCAGCAGCUGCAGCAGCAAGAUGACAACCGCAUUAUAUGGAAGAACGUCACACGGGGGUUCUGGCUAGUUGUGUUCGCUGGCGUGAUGAUACACAAGCAACCAGACAGCAGCAGCAGCAGCAGCAGCAGCAGCAGCAGCAGCAACAGCAGCAGGAGCAGCAGCAGCAAGAGGUCAUCAACAGUAGAUAUGUGCUACCAGUGCAUCGCAUUGUCUGUAGCAGGCUGCUGCUUGACAUUUUUCCCGCUGCUGCUGCUGCAGUGCCGCGUUUCGUGUGCAGCAGCAGCAGAAGCGCUGUUCAUUUUGCUGCUGCUGCUGCAUCACAGCUCUGAAUAUCUCUUUGUCUUAGCCUUUCAUCCGAAGGAGCUGAGCUACGACUCCUUUCUAUUAAACAACAGCCCGGUUUAUGCUGCUGUGCUGCUGCUGGCGCUGCUGGAGCAGCAACUCAAACCCUCAGUUGCUGCUGCAAUCCUCAACAGCAGCAAUGCGCUGCUGCUGCAGCUCCUGCUGCAGCAGCAGCUCCAUCUGCCGCAGCUUCUGCUGCAGCUGCACACCUUCGCAUGGCAUGCGCUGCUGCAGCGUCCUCUCCUCCCCAGCGAGUUGGAUGUGUUGCUGCUGCCUCCACUGCAGCAGCAGCUGCAGCAGGGACUGCAGCAGCUGCCGCCCCAGCAGCAGCAGCAGCAGAACGUUUCGUCAUCCCCUUCCAUUACCGGUGGUGGUGCAGCAGCAGCAGCAACAACAGGAGAGAGAAUUUCACUCAUCAAAUCAGAAAACAAAAAACAGAAAAACAUCGACUCUGUGUUCACGGAGUCUACAGCAAAUGCAGACACCCAGCAUAUGCAGGCUGGUUCUGGUGGGCCGUAG